UCCGAUAAGCCAACACAAGGAACGCUUGCUUGUUUUUGGUAAAAACUACAGAUACAUACCCGAGUCACGUGCACUGACCGAAUUGCAAACCCCGUCACAACCAAUUAAAGCCGCUUAUUUUUUAAUUACCAAAAAUUGAUGCAAGUCACGUGCAGUGAUCUAAUUCCUGCACACAGACGGGGGUAGUUCCCAGUCUUAUCCCAUCUUAGGACUCCACGAUAGAGUGCAAAAGGUGAAAUGAUUGCAAUUUCCAAAGGAUAUAACUCUUUCUUUUAGCAGAAACUUCUUUUGAGAGUUGAUACGAUAACAGGAACAACAUGGGGAUAACUCAAGCGGAAGCUAUUUCCAGUGUUAUUAAGAAUUUUGGAGGUCCAAGAUUCGUAACUCAACCGGCCAAGUCAGUUGAGUCGUCGUUCAGUGGGUUGGAAGAUGCUACUGUUUUGCUUGAUAAUAAUGACCCCUUUGCUAUUAUUGGGGAUUAUAUCGAACAACAACAGGAACCAGAAGAAGGAAUACAACCUGAUUUCAUUAGUGUGACUACUAAUGGGGUUACUUUAUUCAAGAACUUACCAUUUUUAUCAUUGAGUAGCUUCAAGAAUAACGCUAUUGUUAUUCACGUUGAAUUAACCAAUUUUGACUAUUCAAUCAUUACUAGUUUAAGAGAUUUAGGAUACCCAAUUUUAAUUUCUCAAAAUGCCAGUGAAGCUUAUAAGUAUUCUAAAAUUGGAUAUAAUUUAGCUAAUAAUUUGCAAAAAAGUGUUUUCCACUUUUUCGCUCCUUCAAGUUAUAAAAAUAACGAAGGUUUUAAAUUGGUUAAUAAUAAAGAAUUAUUGAAUGGAGAAAUUGAAACUAUUUUAUCUUAUUACCAGGUGAAACCUUUUGAAAUUGUCAAUAAAGUGCAUAAUGCUAAAGAUGCGGUUUUAUAUUUGGGUCAAAUUAAUGAAGAAAUCAUACACUCUUUCACUAAAGAAAAUUCUUUAUUGAUUUCAAUCAAUUUAUAUAAACCUUUCAAUUUGCAAAGUUUAUUAUCAAUAAUUCCUUCUUCAAUUGAAAGCAUAACCUUGGUUGAACAACUGACCACUACUCCUUCAGCUUCUUUCUGUCCCUUAUUACUUGAUUUUUUCCAAGAAUAUACUAAAUAUCAAAGCUUGAAGAAUUUUAAUAAAAUUGUUGCUGCUAGAUUUGGUUUUAUAAGUAAAGAUAAAUUAGAUCAAUCAGUUUCUAAUUUAUUGGCUAAUACUAGAUCGGAAAAACCAAUUCAAAAUUUAUCAUUUGGUAAAUUAAAUAUUGAAUUAACCACUAAAUCAUCUCAAGCAAGAAUUAAUGAUUCGGAAAAUGCAGUUAAAAAUGCAGUCAAUUUAGAACAAGCUUAUUUAAAAUUAUUACAACAAGUCAAUAAAUCAAAUUUGAAUAUUUUGAAUGAAUAUAAUUCAGAAAAUUUCAUUUCCAAUAAUCCAGAAUUUGGUUAUGGUUCUUUCUUAUAUUCAAAAGAACAACAAGAUGUUUUGAUUAAUUUAAUUUAUAAAUCAAUUCAAGAAAAUGAUUUUAACUCCAUUAACAAUGGUAGAUUAAUUGAAUUAUUAUCAAAUUGGUUGAUAAGUGCUAAGGCUGGUUCUACCUUUGGUGAAUCUAGCGAGAUUAUUAACUUGUUAGAAUCAGAUUCAAACUCGGCCAUUGCUAAAGAAAUUUUGAAUUAUAAAAAAUUCUUUGAAAUUAAUUCAAAUUGGUUAAUUGGAUCUGAUUCUUGGUCUUUCGAUUUGGGUUCUUCAGGAGUUCAUAAUAUUGUUACCUCCGGUAAUAAUAUUAAUAUGUUGAUUAUUGAUUCUGAACCUUAUCAAGAAAAAACUCAAAGUCAUAAUUCUUCUUUCCGUAAAAAAGAUAUUGGGUUAUACGCAAUGAAUUAUGGUGGUUGUUAUGUUGCUUCAGUGGCUAUUUAUUCUUCUUAUACUCAAGUUUUACAAGCUUUUAUUGAAGCUGAAAAAUUCGAAGGCCCUUCAAUCGUUGUUGCUUAUUUACCAUAUCAAAGUGAAAAUGAUGAUACUUUAACCGUUUUGCAAGAAACUAAAAAGGCAGUUGAUUCGGGUCAUUGGCCAUUAUACAGAUAUGAUCCUUACUUAGAAAAUGAACAGGAUUCUUUUAAAUUAGAUUCUUCUAAUUUAAGAAAUCAAUUAAAAGACUUUUUGGAUCGUGAAAAUAAAUUGACUUUAUUAGCUUCCAAAAAUCCUUUAUUAUCAAGAAAUUUAACUUCAAAUGCUAAUACUGAAAUUAAAAAACAACAAAAUAAAAUUGCCGAUGAAUCUUUUGCUAAAUUAUUACAAGGUUUAUCUGGUCCUCCUUUAACUGUCGCUUUUGCUUCUGAUGGUGGUAAUGCUGAAUCAGUUGCUAAAAAAAUUAAUAGACAAGCUUUAGGUCGUGGUUUAAAAUCAGUUGUUUUAUCAAUGGAUGAUGUCUCAAUUGAGGAUUUACCUUUGGAAACGAAUAUCGUAUUUGUUACUUCAACUUCUGGUCAAGGUGAAUUUCCAACUAAUGGUAAACAAUUCUGGGAUGCUUUGAAAAAUUCUGUUGAUAUUGACUUGUCUACAAUUAAAUUUUCGGUUUUCGGUUUGGGUGAUUCUGAAUAUUGGCCAAGAAAGGAAGAUAAACAUUAUUAUAAUAAACCAGGUAAAGAUUUACAUGCUAAAUUAAAAUUCUACGGUGGUGUUGAAUUAAUCCCAUUAGGUUUAGGUGAUGAUCAAGAUGCUGAUGGUUAUAAUACCGGAUUGAAAGAAUGGGAAGGUAAUUUAUGGAAAGCUUUAGGCGUUGAUAACGUUGAAGGUGUUGAAGAACCAAAACCUUUGACUAAUGAAGAUAUGAAGAUUCAAUCUGAUUUCUUAAGAGGUACUAUUGUUGAAGGUUUAAAUGACCAAUCAACUGGUUCUAUUUCAGCCGUUGAUCAACAAUUGACUAAAUUUCACGGUAUUUAUAUGCAAGAUGAUCGUGAUGUUAGAGAAGAACGUAAAGCUCAAGGUUUAGAACCUGCCUAUGCUUUUAUGGUUCGUGUUAGAUUACCAGGUGGUAUUGCAACUCCUAAACAAUAUCUUAAAAUGGAUGAAUUAGCUGAUACUAGAGGUAAUGGUACUUUGAAAUUAACUACCAGAGCUACUUUCCAAUUACAUGGUGUUGUUAAACAUGAUUUAAAACCUGCUAUUAGAGGUAUGAAUUCUACUUUAAUGGAUACUUUGGCUGCAUGUGGUGAUGUUAAUAGAAAUGUUAUGGUUUCUGCUUUACCUCAUAAUGCUACUGUUCAUAAACAAGUUUCCGAUAUUGGUGCUCAUAUUUCUGAACAUUUAUUACCUCAAACUACUGCCUAUCAUGAAAUUUGGUUACAAGGUGAAGACGAAAGUGAUAAAGUUGGUGAUCGUGAUGCUUGGGAAACUAGAAAGAAAGGUCCCAAAAAGACUAAGACUUUGGUUGCUGGUAAUGCUCUAGCAGAUGUUGAGCCAAUGUAUGGUCCAACAUAUUUACCAAGAAAAUUCAAAGUUGUCAUUACUGUUCCACCUUUUAAUGAUGUUGAUGUGUAUGCUCAUGAUAUUGGUUUAAUUGCAAUUCUUGAAGAAAAUGAAGUUAUUGGAUUUAACUUAGUUGCCGGUGGUGGUAUGGGUUCUACUCAUAACAAUAAGAAGACUUAUCCAAGAACUGGUUCCAUGUUUGGUUAUGUUCCAAAAGAUAAGGUUCAUUUAGCCUGUGAAAAGAUUAUGUUGGUUCAAAGAGAUUUUGGUGAUAGAACUAAUAGAAAACAUGCUAGAUUGAAGUAUACCAUUGAUGAUUUAACUGUUGAAGUUUUCAAAGAAAAAACUGAAGAAUUAUUAGGAUUUAAGUUUGAAGAGCCAAAACCUUUUGAAAUUAAAUCUAAUGUUGAUUACUUUGGUUGGUGUAAAGAUGAAUUUGGAUUAAAUCAUUUUACAUUUUUCAUUGAAAAUGGUAGAAUUGAAGAUACUCCUGAAUUACCACAAAAAACGGGGUUAAAAUUAAUUGCUCAAUACUUAGAAGGUGGUAGAUCAGGAGAAUUUAGAUUAACUGGUAAUCAACAUUUAUUAAUCUCUAAUAUUGAAGAUGAAGACUUAGAACAUAUUAAAUCAAUCAUGUCUGAAUAUAAAUUAGAUAAUACUAAUUUUUCAGCUUUAAGAUUAUCAUCAGCUGCCUGUGUUGCUUUCCCAACUUGUGGUUUAGCCAUGGCUGAAUCUGAACGUUAUUUACCAAAAUUGAUUAGUAAAUUAGAAGAAGCAUUAGAAGAAUAUGGUUUAAGACAUGAUUCAAUUGUUAUGAGAAUGACUGGUUGUCCAAAUGGUUGUGCAAGACCAUGGGUUGCAGAAGUUGCUUUAGUAGGUAAAGCUUAUGGUGCUUAUAAUUUGAUGUUGGGUGGUGGUCAUCAUGGUGAAAGAUUGAAUAAAAUAUAUAGAUAUUCAAUUAAAGAAGAUGAAAUUUUAUCCAUUUUAAAACCAAUGUUCAAAAGAUGGAGUUUAGAAAGAAAUGAUGGUGAACCAUUUGGUGAUUUCUGUAUCAGAGCUGGUAUUAUUAAACCAACCACUGAAGGUAAAUACUUCCAUGAAGAUAUUCCUGAGGAAGCUUAAUUUAUUUCUGGUUAUAAAUUUGUUUUAUCG
Molecule: messenger RNA, 4640 nt
Organism: Hyphopichia burtonii NRRL Y-1933
Lineage: Eukaryota; Fungi; Ascomycota; Pichiomycetes; Serinales; Debaryomycetaceae
Gene: ECM17
Product: sulfite reductase (NADPH) subunit beta
Exons: 2
Coding region: 318-4610 (1430 amino acids)
Biological process (GO): sulfate assimilation
Cellular component (GO): sulfite reductase complex (NADPH)
Molecular function (GO): heme binding; iron-sulfur cluster binding; sulfite reductase (ferredoxin) activity
Source: RefSeq, a predicted model, not a curated record